Messenger RNA from Aplosporella prunicola CBS 121167, 2481 nucleotides. RefSeq lists its product as uncharacterized. The transcript has 3 exons. Lineage: Eukaryota; Fungi; Ascomycota; Dothideomycetes; Botryosphaeriales; Aplosporellaceae. The coding region runs from base 1 to 2481 and encodes 826 amino acids. Gene Ontology annotation, molecular function: ATP binding; ATP-dependent chromatin remodeler activity. The record is from RefSeq and is a predicted model, not a curated record.
AUGUCGACCGACACGACUGAGUCCAGCACAGAUGAAGAGACCAGCAAAUUAACUAUCGACGACCCAAAGGUUAAGGCUCAUGUCGAGAAACUCCACAAACAACUCUUGAGAAUACUAGACGGAGGAGUACACGGGCGGGAGCAGACUCCGUUGCUGACGUACAUUCAAGCCAUCGUAGGCAAAUGGCAUGGAGACUUGCGGAACUGCACAAGUGCCUCGUUGAAACCGAUCUCGGCCUCAGUGCAACGCCAGAUACUUCAAGACAUCUUCAUGGAAAGGUCCGAGGUUGUCGCAGAUGUCCCAAUGCACUUGUUGGAUCAUACAAAAGUACCCACUCAACCUAAGGAUCUACUCGUGCACGCUGCCGACCGGUCUACAAAUACACCACUUCACACAAACGUUCAAGGAAACCAAGAUGAAGUUUUCACGAUGGAGGCAGAUGUACUAGCUGCCAUACAACUAGCAGACCAUGACCCAGCAUACCCAUCUGACGAAGAAGAAUUUCACGACGAUGUAUUUCACAUCGAACAGAACAUUUUUCGGCUCCAGACUAUGCUGGACAAUAACAAUGUGUUCUCCAACAACAAUCCCGACAAGACAGACUAUGAACAAGCUUGCGAGCUGCUGGAACUUGAUCCCGUACGUCCGAUGCUUCGUACUGGCGAUGACCCUGCGAGUCCCGAGGUCGAAAUACUGCCGCACCAAGUCACUGCUGUCAAAUUUUUCGAUGACAUACUCAGCCGGACGAACCUUAGAGGCGGUAUCCUGGCCGACUCCACGGGGCUUGGGAAGACUUUUACGGCGCUGCUCAGUAUCAACUACCUCGCCAAGAAGCGUGCCAAGGAGAAUGCACCUUACAAACCAUUUUUGUCAUUGCGCCUUCCAACGACAUCAACGGUCAGUGAGCAUGUGCUCUGCUCUCUUACCUCCGAUGACCUCGCCGCUGGACUGUCCGGAGAGUUGCCAGAAGAUCAUCCCAAUGACUUUAGCUCUGCCAGAUCAUCUACCGCCUCCAAGAUAAUCCUGAUCAGUUACGAUCUGUUGAGCAACGAACAGAUUCCCACUGGCUGUGGAGGAUGUGUCGUCCUGGACGAGGCGCAUAACAUCAAGGAUAUGGAUGCAGCCGCAUUUAAGGCGACAUUGAGCCUCGACGUCAAUAACUAUAUCUUUUUGACUUCGGCACCCAUUAAUAGCCCCGAGGACCUACAAGCGUACCUUCGACUUCUCCAACCUCGGAAUUACAAGCCCAAAUGGCCUGAUUCUGCUAUGCUCGACGAUGAGGAUUUUGUCUCCUAUUACAGUGAGCUAGGUGAUCAAGACGAGAGUUUGCUCAAUGCUGACCUUUUUCGCAUGUUUCUAAACAUGCAGGAUAUGUUGAACACCACAGCGGCUGACCGGGUACUUACCCCCAUACUCAGGCUGAUCCAGCUACGUCGCACUGUCACUUCCAUAAUUAAUCGACCGCACCAAUACGGAGGUGAUUUCAGUGUCGCUCAGUGUAUCGCGCCUCGCCGCGCAUACAUGGUCGAGUUGCAGCCACACAAGUCUGAACGAACAGACAACAACAACAGAGUUAAUAAUACCUGGACCCAACAGUACCCAGAUGAAGUUGAUGAACCGACCUACAGAUCUGUCCUUCAUCAUUUGGUCCUUUCGAACGGAUUCACGGGCCUUGGGGGGCUGCAUCACCCAGUCGACCUCCAGGAAAGAGCCCUGGAAGGAUUAGACCCGGCAGACCAUGGCCUCUCUUUCCUUAUUACUAUGGUCAUAACCGACCCAUGGGCGCCUGCCAAUAUUCUCGAAGAGCCAGAAGAAAGACUGGCUUAUAUUUGCAGGCGCUCCGCCAAGCUGUGUGCACUGGCAGGUAUCUGUGAUUUACACAUUGUCAAGCGUAAAGAGCGGAUGAUCGUGGUUACAGAGACCCCGGAGUUCCAAUGGAUCGUGGAGAGCUUCGCGCUCCUUUGCGGGUUUAAUGUUGCAAGCAUCAAGGAAGACACACCGGCGGAGGAGCGUGAAGCCAUCACUGAUGCGUUCAACGACCCAGAUGUGACUGAGUACCAAAUACUUAUCUCCACUGGGGACUUGAUCCGGCAGGGUCUCAACCUGCACAACCACUGCUGGGUCAUGGCGAUUAUGGAUCCUCCACGGAGCGCUUCACACGCUCAAAGGCUUCAGACACGUCUUUACCGCAUCGGCCAAGCGCACCCUGCUUACAUCUAUACGCUGCACAAUCGCCACAGUGUCGACGAAUUCAUCCAAGGACACAAUGCGGAGAAGGUCCACGACUGGCUCACCGCUCUCGCUAGGCAUUUCUACGAGCCCGACAUCGCGAACACGGAGGAAGAGGUCGGCAUAGAUCUCUCAGACAUGAAGGAGGAAAUGUUGGACGACUGCAUCAAUUCACUCUUUUGCUCGUUGUUCGGCCAGUCCACUUCUUACAACACUGAUGAAUACCGCGACCCGGCGAAACUUGUUCCAUAG